UUCUCGUUGACGUUCGGCGUCUCACUCACUGUUAUAGGAAUUUUCGUAGUCAGCUCGCUAGGGUUUUGACGGCGCCUGAGCUUCAGCGAGAUGGCGUCUUCCGCCUCCAUUCAGAUUUCCAUGGCCAUUUCUUCGAGAUCGUCCGAUUUCUUAGGCAGCCAUUCUUUCACCAACAACAACAAGUUCAGGCCCUGGAAAGUGUCUCUUCCGGGCAGAAAGCUUGGAGUGUGCAGGUGUGUGUCAGCUCAUUCUACGGAAGCGACUGCUUACAAGACGAAAGUUACAAGAAAUUCAAAUAUGGCUAAACUUCAAGCAGGUUAUCUGUUCCCAGAGAUCGCUAGAAGGAGGUCAGCGCACAUGUUAAAGUACCCAGAUGUAAAAGUUAUUAGCCUUGGCAUUGGUGAUACUACAGAACCCAUUCCGGAAGUCAUAACUUCUGCCAUGGCCAUGAGGGCGGAUUCUCUUACAACAUUUGAAGGUUAUACUGGUUAUGGUGCUGAACAAGGGGAUACGAAGCUAAGAGCUGCUAUAGCCUCAACAUACUAUAAAGACCUUAUUAUUGAAGAAACUGACAUAUUUGUAUCAGAUGGGGCAAAGUGUGAUAUCUCUCGGCUUCAGCUUCUUUUUGGAUCUGAAGUGAAAAUGGCUGUUCAAGAUCCAUCAUAUCCUGCAUAUGUUGAUUCAAGUGUUAUCAUGGGACAAACUGGUUUAUUUCAGAAGGAUAUCGAGAAAUAUGCAAACAUUGAAUACAUGAGAUGUGUACCUGAGAAUGAUUUUUUCCCUGAUUUGUCAACUAUCUCACAAGCUGAUGUCAUCUACUUCUGUUCACCAAACAACCCAACAGGAUAUGCAGCAACGAGAGAUCAGCUGACCCAACUAGUUCAGUCUGCAAAGGAUAAUGGGUCAAUUAUAGUUUAUGAUUCUGCUUAUGCUAUGUAUAUUUCAGAUGACAGUCCUCGUUCUAUCUUUGAAAUCCCCGGAGCAAAAGAAGUAGCAAUUGAAAUAUCAUCAUUUUCCAAGUAUGCUGGUUUCACUGGCGUACGCCUUGGCUGGACUGUGAUCCCAAAGGAAUUGCUUUUCUCUGAUGGUUUUCGUGUUGCCAAGGAUUUCAAUCGAAUUGUAUGCACAUGCUUCAAUGGUGCAUCAAACAUUGCACAAGCUGGAGGUCUAGCCUGUCUCUCUCCUGUGGGUUUGAAGGCCAUGCAAGACACUCUUAACUUUUACAAAGAGAAUACUAAGAUCAUCGUGGACACAUUUAGCUCACUCGGCUUCAAUGUUUACGGAGGGAAGAAUGCUCCCUAUGUCUGGGUACAGUUCCCUGGUCGUAGCUCGUGGGACGUGUUUGCUGAGAUUCUUGAGAAGGCACAUGUGGUUACUACACCCGGAAGUGGAUUCGGACCCGGAGGGGAGAGCUUUAUCAGGGUCAGUGCUUUUGGUCACAGAGAGAACAUUUUGGAAGCUGCCAAAAGAAUCAAGCAACUUUACAGAUGAGAUCGAUGGCCACUAUUCAUCUCCAUUUUAAGGACAUUAUGCAGUGAGAUAUAGAGUUUAUCGGGCUUGGAAUAAUGAGCGUAAGAGAUUAUAAUCAUGUGUUUUUUAUUUGCUGAAGAAAGAUCUACAUAGUUAUGCAUUCAGUUAUUCCCAGGAUUAAAUCCAUGAACUUUGUGGAAAUUGAAAACUAUCUUCCAACUAGUUUGCCUUGUCUCCUUUUA
Molecule: messenger RNA, 1712 nt
Organism: Zingiber officinale
Lineage: Eukaryota; Viridiplantae; Streptophyta; Magnoliopsida; Zingiberales; Zingiberaceae
Product: probable LL-diaminopimelate aminotransferase, chloroplastic
Exons: 10
Coding region: 91-1491 (466 amino acids)
Cellular component (GO): chloroplast
Molecular function (GO): pyridoxal phosphate binding; L,L-diaminopimelate:2-oxoglutarate transaminase activity
Source: RefSeq, a predicted model, not a curated record